Messenger RNA from Pseudovirgaria hyperparasitica, 441 nucleotides. RefSeq lists its product as uncharacterized. The transcript has 2 exons. The record is from RefSeq and is a predicted model, not a curated record. NCBI's taxonomy places the organism in Eukaryota, Fungi, Ascomycota, Dothideomycetes, Acrospermales, Acrospermaceae. The coding region runs from base 130 to 291 and encodes 53 amino acids.
CUGCUACUUGCAUUGAAUUCUUAUCUCUACAAACAACAUUCCUCUAAAGUGAAAUCUUAACGUUAACGUCUACACAAACACUACAUACAAACAAACCUUCAGCCUUGACAUAAAUAUUCACUGGCCAACAUGCAGCAACCAAACAUUCUAGUUCUGCUCGUCGCCAUUAUGAUCGGUACAUCACUUGCGGCUCCAGUACCUGAUGUUGUGAUUGACGACAUACACUCUCAAGAAGAUGACACACCACCAGGCCCAGCACCUGACGACUACUUGGGAGGAUUCUUUAAAUGAAUUAAGUUAUGGAUGUGUACGAUAGGGCUCGAAGCUUGCUUUGCUUACGAGAAUGGUGAUCUGUACUUUUAAAUGAUUUGAUGAUAGCUCCGAAGGCUCUGAAAUAGAGUACAUAUUUUUGCUAAUAACAUUUCGUGAUCUUCCGCUCAC